Messenger RNA from Lolium perenne, 1428 nucleotides. Its product is annotated as putative disease resistance RPP13-like protein 1. The record is from RefSeq and is a predicted model, not a curated record. Lineage: Eukaryota; Viridiplantae; Streptophyta; Magnoliopsida; Poales; Poaceae.
AUGGGUCUCUUCAUCAGCAAAUACUCCCAGCAGCCGGUGCAGGCUAUGGAGAUUAGCCUGGAGAGGAUUCUACUCCGAGCGCAGGUCAUCGUCGACGAGGCUGAGGGGCGGCGCAUCACAAACCAAGGUAUGCUUCGGCAGCUAGGCAUGCUGAGGGAUGCCAUGUACCAAGGUUUCUACGUGCUCGACACACUCAGAUACAGAGAUUUUAAAGAAGAGGACGCUGGAGAUAAUAAGGUCGAGAGUCACUCCUGGGCUCUGUCCAAAUUAAGUUCUGCAAAGCGUCUGUGCCUAUCUAGCAGCAGCACAAAAGCUUCACAACACCUUGAAGUUGCAAAUGUCCUUGACAGGUUGAGAAAUAUGAUUAUUGACGUCAGUGAGUCCGUGGUGUUCUUGACAUCAUAUCCUCGCAUGCACAGCCAGCCCUACAGUAAGCAUCUUUUGAUGGAAACUUGCAUGUUUGGUCGCCAGAUGGAGAUGGAACGUGUCCUGUACUUCUUGUUGCACACACCACCUUGCAGUAGUAGACUUGAUAGGUUUGAUGUCCUCCCGAUUGUUGGUCCAGUGAGAGGUGGAAAGAGUACCCUUGUUGCCCAUGUCUGCAACGACGAAAGGGUCCGUGAUCAUUUCUCACAGAUUGUGUUCUAUAGACAUGGUACAUUCAGAGAUGAAGAUAUGGUUAUUUUAACAGACAGGUGUACAAUGGGACAUGCGCAGACCAGGAAAUUGUUGAUUGUUUUUGAGGUAGUCGGGAAACUCAACGAUAAUCUGUGGAAAAGGUUGUAUUCUCUCUGUAAAAGUUGCACUACAAGUGGUAGUAAGAUCAUAAUCACGAGCCGAUCUGACAAGAUCGCAAAGCUUGGUACAACCCAGACUAUAACUCUGAAGCAUCUGCCUCUUGAGGCAUACUGGUAUUUCUUCAAGGUGAUUACAUUUGGAUCCACUGAUCCUGAGAUACACCCGAAACUAACAUAUUUAGCGAUGGAGAUAUCGAAGAUGCUGAAUGGAUGUCUGGUUGGUGCAAACAUCAUUGCUCGUGUACUUCAAACUAAUUUUAGCAUCCAGUAUUGGUGCAAGAUUCUGGAAUUCGUGAGAGGGGAAGUAGAGAAAUAUGUGUCUAUGUUUGUUGAGCAUCCUUGUGAUCUGUUGGACGGGACUAAACAUGCAUAUAUUCGAAGACUAGGUAGAACUGGAGAAGAUGUUUAUAUUUCUGGUCUGUCCCAAACAUGUUCUUCUCAAGAGGAACUUCCAGAGAUAACAGUGCAAAAUCUGUUGUGUGGAGGCGUCAAACCUCCAUACCUGGGUAGAACAUUUAAGGUCCUUGCAUGGAAGUCCAUGUUACCUCCUUACCAUUGCUACAUCCUGACCUGUGAGAUUCAAAGGCUGCAAACUAGAGUUGGCAAGAAGAGGGGCUCACUGAAUAAUUAG